This is a messenger RNA of Notothenia coriiceps (black rockcod), 1304 nucleotides long. It is a transcript of the gene uba5, whose product is annotated as ubiquitin-like modifier activating enzyme 5. Gene Ontology annotation, molecular function: UFM1 activating enzyme activity. Gene Ontology annotation, cellular component: cytosol; cytoplasm. NCBI's taxonomy places the organism in Eukaryota, Metazoa, Chordata, Actinopteri, Perciformes, Nototheniidae. Gene Ontology annotation, biological process: protein ufmylation. The transcript has 11 exons. The record is from RefSeq and is a predicted model, not a curated record. The coding region runs from base 153 to 1304 and encodes 383 amino acids.
ACAGUAUUUACGGGAGCACGCAGUCUGAUUUCAGUUGUGAAGACGUGUACUUUCCGAGCAGAUUUAUCCUAUAGACAGUCAGUUUACCUCUUAUAUUACUGAAAAUACUUCCUAUAUUUCAUUCGCGUUGUUAAGGGACAUUUGUUACCGUAAUGGCGACUGUGGAGGAGCUGAAGCUGCGCGUGAGGGAGCUGGAGAAUGAAUUAAUAAAGUGUAAGCAGAAACAGAGUGCCAUGGAUAAUGCUCACAACCAGGAGCAGCACAGACCCAAGAUUGACAAGAUGAGUUCAGAAGUGGUGGAUUCAAACCCAUACAGUCGUCUGAUGGCUUUGAAGAGGAUGGGCAUCGUGAAGGAUUAUGAGAAAAUCCGGACCUUCACAGUGGCAGUGGUUGGUGUCGGGGGGGUGGGCAGUGUGACAGCUGAAAUGCUCACUAGAUGUGGCAUCGGUAAGCUGAUCCUCUUUGACUACGAUAAAGUGGAGCUGGCCAACAUGAACAGACUGUUCUUCCAGCCUCACCAGGCCGGCCUCAGUAAGGUGGAAGCAGCAGAACACACACUCAGGAACAUCAACCCAGACGUGUCAUUCGAGACCCACAACUAUAAUAUCACCACCAUGGAUAAUUUUGCACAUUUCAUGGAGCGCAUCAGUUUUGGAGGGCUGGAAGAAGGGAAGCCGGUGGAUUUGAUCCUGAGCUGCGUGGACAACUUUGAGGCUAGAAUGGCGAUAAAUACAGCCUGCAAUGAACUGGGUCAGAUCUGGAUGGAGUCGGGGGUGAGUGAGAACGCCGUGUCGGGACACAUCCAGCUCAUCAUCCCUGGAGAGACGGCGUGUUUCGCUUGCGCCCCUCCUCUGAUUGUGGCCGCAAACAUCGAUGAGAAGACCCUAAAGAGAGAUGGUGUGUGUGCCGCCAGCUUACCCACAACCAUGGGUGUGGUCGCAGGCAUCCUGGUGCAAAAUGUCCUCAAGUAUCUGUUGAAGUUUGGGACCGUCAGUCAUUAUCUCGGCUACAACGCCAUGAAGGACUUCUUCCCCACCAUGGCCAUGAAAGCCAACCCUCAGUGUAACGACCGCUACUGCAGGAUACAACAGGAGGAGUACAAGAAGAAAGAAGCCGAGCGGCCUAAAGUUGAAGUUGUAGAGGAGGAAGAGGAGGAGAUCGUACACGAGGACAAUGACUGGGGCAUUGAAGUAGUGUCAGAGGUGACUGAUAUGGAGUUAGAGGCGGCAUCAGGCGUCGUGCCCCACCUCCCAGAAGGCAUCACUGUGGCGUACACCAUUCCAGCUGAGGUUAGUAUCAUGUGA